Saccharomyces eubayanus is the source of this 2499-nucleotide messenger RNA. RefSeq names its product 6-phosphofructo-2-kinase (gene PFK26). Gene Ontology annotation, cellular component: cytosol. The transcript has a single exon. The coding region runs from base 1 to 2499 and encodes 832 amino acids. Lineage: Eukaryota; Fungi; Ascomycota; Saccharomycetes; Saccharomycetales; Saccharomycetaceae. Gene Ontology annotation, molecular function: 6-phosphofructo-2-kinase activity; ATP binding. The record is from RefSeq and is a predicted model, not a curated record. Gene Ontology annotation, biological process: fructose 2,6-bisphosphate metabolic process; fructose metabolic process.
AUGUUCAAGACAGUUGAUUUCUCAGAAACAUCUCCUGUCCCGCCUGGCUCUGAUACCGAUCUUGCCCCUACACAAUCGCCACACCAUGUGGGGUCAAGCCAGGACUCUAAUUAUGAACUUUUACCCCGGGGUUCUGAUGAUAAAAUUGACGCUGAAAAAGGUCCACACGAUGAACUUUCUAAGCACUUGCCAUUAUUUCAGAAAAGACCUCUGAGCGAUACUCCCAUAUCAAGCAAUUGGACCUCUCCUCGAAUCACUGAAGAGAAUACCCCUUCAGAUUCUCCUGAAAAUAGCGCUACAAAUUUGAAGUCGCUUCAUCGACUACAUAUUAACGACGAAACCAAGUUGAAAAAUGGCAAUAUUCCCAUGGAUGACGUCGCCGAUUACAUUCCUCCAUCUAAUGAAACAAAUGAGAUCACUCGUAUUGACUUAAAGGAUAUCAAAUCGCCCUCCAGACAUCAUAAAAGGAGACCCACAACGAUUGACGUUCCUGGAUUAACAAAAUCUAAAACUUCUCCGGAUGGCCUCAUAUCCAAGGAAGACAGCGGAUCCAAAUUAGUCAUUGUUAUGGUCGGGUUGCCCGCUACAGGGAAGUCAUUUAUCACAAAUAAGUUAUCAAGGUUUUUAAAUUAUUCUUUAUACUAUUGUAAAGUGUUUAAUGUCGGUAACACUAGAAGGAGAUUUGCUAGAGAUCAUGGUUUGAAAGAUCAAGAUUCCAAUUUUUUCGACCCAAAAAAUUCGGAUUCUACCAGGUUAAGAGACAAAUGGGCCAUGGAUACCCUCGAUGAACUGCUAGACUAUUUGUUGGAAGGUGCAGGGUCCGUGGGAAUAUUUGAUGCAACAAACACUUCCAGAGAGAGAAGAAAAAAUGUACUGGCCAAGAUCAGGAAAAGAAGCCCCCAUUUAAAGGUUUUGUUUUUAGAAUCUGUCUGCUCCGAUCAUGCGUUAGUACAGAAAAACAUUAGACUAAAGCUCUUUGGUCCAGACUAUAAAGGAAAAGAUCCUGAAAGCUCUCUAAGAGAUUUUAAAAGUCGCUUGGCAAAUUACCUGAAAGCUUAUGAACCUAUUGAAGAUGACGAAAACUUGCAAUACAUUAAAAUGAUAGAUGUGGGAAAAAAAGUCAUCGCAUAUAACAUUCAAGGGUUUUUGGCUUCACAGACAGUUUAUUACUUGUUGAAUUUCAAUUUAGCUGAUAGGCAAAUUUGGAUAACAAGAAGUGGUGAAAGUGAGGAUAAUGUUAGUGGUCGUAUUGGUGGAAAUUCUCAUUUAACACCUCGAGGUUUGAGAUUUGCCAGAAGUUUACCCAAAUUCAUUGCCAGACAAAGGGAAAUAUUUUAUCAAAAUCUUAUAUUACAGAAGAAAAAUAUUGAAAAUCCAGGCAAGAAUCUUUAUAGCGACUUUUUUGUUUGGACCAGUAUGCGUGCAAGAACCAUCGAGACUGCCCAAUAUUUCAACGAAGACGAUUAUCCGAUUAAACAAAUGAAAAUGCUGGACGAAUUAAGCGCAGGUGAUUAUGAUGGUAUGACAUAUCCGGAGAUACAAAACAAUUUCUCGGAAGAAUUUGAAAAGCGGCAAAAGGACAAAUUAAGAUAUAGAUACCCUGGUAUUGGCGGUGAAUCAUAUAUGGAUGUUAUCAAUAGACUUAGACCAGUGAUCACUGAACUAGAGAGAAUUGAGGACAAUGUUCUUAUUAUCACACAUCGUGUGGUAGCAAGAGCUUUAUUGGGGUAUUUCAUGAAUUUGAGUAUGGACAUUAUUGCUAAUUUGGAUGUGCCAUUGCACUGUGUUUAUUGUUUGGAACCAAAGCCUUAUGGAAUCACUUGGUCAUUAUGGGAAUAUGAUGAAACAUCGGAUUCCUUUUCUAAGGUUCCUCAAACGGACUUGAAUACCACAAGAGUGAAAGAAGUUGGUCUUGUUUAUAAUGAAAGAAGAUAUUCUGUUAUACCAACAGCUCCACCAAGCGCAAGAAGCAGUUUUGCAAGUGAUUUUCUAUCGAGGAAAAAAUCCAACGUAGCUUCUUCGUCAUCUUCCCAGAAUGAUUUGUCAGAUGGGCCCAAAAAUACUGUUAGUGCUCAAAUCGGUAGCAAUAAUACCACCAUCAAUGAGAGUAACAGCAACAGUAACAGCAACAAUAAUAAUAAUAGCACUUCUAAAAUACCAUUGUCUGCACCAUUAAUGACUACUAAUGCUUCCAAUAACAUCUUAGAUGGUGGCGGUACCUCCAUUUCAAUCCAUCGUCCAAGGAUUGUUCCAAACCUAAAUAACGUGAAUCCACUAUUGGCUAACAAUAGUAACGCAAUUUCUAACACAGUCAAUUUGAAAAAAUCACAACCCACAGCAAGACAAAUGUUUGAAAUAGACAAAGUUGACGAGAAAUUAUCCAUGUUGAAGAAUAAAAACUUUCAGUUACAUGGCAAAAACUACUCUACGGAGAAUGAUGAUGAUGACAACGAUGAUAUCAGGGCAAAAACAAUGACUCGCAGCCAAAGUCACGUUUGA